Molecule: messenger RNA, 2292 nt
Organism: Styela clava
Lineage: Eukaryota; Metazoa; Chordata; Ascidiacea; Stolidobranchia; Styelidae
Product: homogentisate 1,2-dioxygenase-like
Biological process (GO): L-phenylalanine catabolic process
Cellular component (GO): cytoplasm
Molecular function (GO): homogentisate 1,2-dioxygenase activity
Source: RefSeq, a predicted model, not a curated record
GAAAUUUCCAGUUCCAUUCUUUUGCCGGAUACGUUUCGAAGGAGUCGGCGCUUGUUUACCGUUUUCGCGGUUUUCCUCGCUUUCAUUACCAGGUAUUUGGCGAGUUACAAGGUUAGAAAACAAGGCUACAUACCGCAUCGAGCGAGCAAGGCCGUGCAGUUCAAUUUUCGUGUUGCCGAUAACGAUUGGACUUAUUGAACGUAGCAAAGCCGCAAGUCAGCAUGGGCGACGAAAAGCCACUUCAGUACAUGUCAGGGUUUGGUAAUGAAUUCUCAUCUGAAGAUCCGAGGUGUCCGGGCUCAUUACCGAAAGGACAAAACAGCCCACAGAAAUGCCCGUAUGGUCUCUAUGCAGAACAGUUAUCAGGAUCAGCCUUCACUUGCCCAAGGACUUCGAACAAGAGAAGUUGGCUGUAUAGGAUAUUGCCGUCUGCAAAGCACGAGCCAUUUCGCCCAUACGCUCACCCGUAUGUCACUCAUAACUGGGACGAUGAAGCCCCCAAUCCCAACCAAAUGAGAUGGUCGCCGUUUAAGAUUGCGAGCCAACAUGAGAGGAAAGUGGAUUUUGUGGAUGGUCUCAGGACAGUAUGUGGAGCAGGCGAUGCCAGGGCUCGAAAUGGAAUUGCGAUUCAUAUUUACACUUGCAACACAAACAUGGAAGACAAAGCGUUUUAUGAUUCAGAUGGAGAUUUAUUGAUUGUUCCACAACAAGGAAAUCUCUACAUAACGACAGAGUUUGGUAAAAUGGUUGUCGAACCAAAUGAAAUUUGUAUCAUCCAGCAAGGAAUGAGAUUCACUGUGAAUGUUGAUGGCAUGACUAGAGGAUAUGUUUUAGAGGUAUUCGGAGUUCACUUUACACUUCCUGAUCUGGGUCCGAUUGGGGCGAACGGUCUUGCGAACCCCAGAGAUUUUUUAACCCCCGUUGCAUGUUACGAGGACAGGAGUGUUGAUUAUACCAUCAUAUCAAAAUACCAGAGCAAACUCUUCUGUGCCAAACAAGACCAUUCACCGUUUGACGUUGUAGCAUGGCACGGGAACUACGCUCCUUAUAAAUAUGACCUGGACAAAUUCAUGGUCAUAAACGCUGUGAAAUUUGAUCACGCGGAUCCAUCAAUAUUCACUGUUCUUACGGCUCAAUCGUUACGUCCAGGUGUCGCCAUUGCAGAUUUUGUUAUUUUUCCUCCCCGGUGGUCGGUCCAGGAACACACAUUCAGGCCACCGUAUUAUCACAGGAACUGUAUGAGUGAAUUCAUGGGAAUUAUCAAAGGCACAUAUGAAGCAAAAGUCGGAAGCGUGCCGGGAAGUGCGACGUUACACUCUAUGAUGACGCCCCACGGCCCCGAUGCCGCCUGUUUCGAAAUGGCUUCAAAGGAGGUUAUGGAGGCAAAGUUUAUUGCAGCCGGUACCCAGGCAUUCAUGUUCGAAUCUUCAUUAAGUAUGGCUCUCACUAGGUGGGGUAAUGAGACAUGUGACGUGGUUGACCAUGAAUACUUCAAAUGUUGGGCACCGAUUAAGAAGCAUUUUGAUCCAGACUGGAAACCAGAAGGAGAGCAAACUCAAAUGAAUGAAUGAGUCGCAACCCAGAAGCAAAUUUUUUAUUAUUUACCAUAUUUUGCCUUUUUUAUGCUUUUUAUGCCAUUUUUACUAAUUCCACCCAUUUCGUAAAUUUUCUAUUUUAAUGAUUCUGCAUCGUCCAAAGAAUUGUCGAUAUUGGCCAGAUUAUUGUUUUACCUAUAUUUUCCAAAAUUUAAGUUUGCAAUGAAGGUCGCACGUUAAAUGUUUUGACUAAUAGAGUAAUUAAAAAUUCACCUGGUCACGCUGUAAAGCAUAUCAAUCUGUAUAUAACUAGUUAUCGCAUUACGCAGAAAAUUAAUUAAUUAGCCAUAAUCGUACUUUUAAGCCAUCCUGUAUAUUAUUCAAGACGUAAAGGAACCAAUAAGGGAACUGUAGGCAGGGACAUAGCCAAGAAUUUUCGAGGGGGAGGGGGGGGAGGUUCUGAAAUUUGUAAUUGCCAAAUUAACAGGACCGGGUUUCCAAAAGUCUUGAUGGUCUAAAAAGCAUUCGAAGCUACGAAAAAUUGCUAUGUAGCAUGUAUGAUACAAUUUUUUUCUAGUUUUUUCACAUUUCAAGGGGGGGGGGGUUCCACCCUGUUUUUUCAAAUAUAAAAAAAUUAUUAGUUAUAGAAGAGGGUUGGGCAAGGUUUUUGAACCAGGGGCCAAACAUUUGGGCCACGUAGGUGUGACGUGAAAAAUUACAUUUUAUGAACAAUAUUUACAGUGUUACAAAAACAAAA